Messenger RNA from Quercus lobata, 2304 nucleotides. RefSeq names its product O-glucosyltransferase rumi homolog. The coding region runs from base 522 to 2150 and encodes 542 amino acids. The record is from RefSeq and is a predicted model, not a curated record. The transcript is spliced from 6 exons. Lineage: Eukaryota; Viridiplantae; Streptophyta; Magnoliopsida; Fagales; Fagaceae.
AAAAUUAGUGAAACUCUGUUGUCCUUUUUUAUACUCUGUCCAGUGAAUGAAAAAAAGAGUUUGGGAUAGAAAGUCACAUUUGCUCACGAGAUUCUAUCUACCUCUAAAAGUUUCCUUAUUAAAAUAAAAUAAACCCUCUCACUUCCUGUGAGUUCAGUUCUCACUUCUCACAUCGUCCACCUCUUUCUUUCAUCAUUUCCAUACUUUACUUUUUCGUGCACCCAAAAUAUCUCUCUCUUUGCAUUUUCCUUUCCCUUGUUUUGUCAGUGUACCCAAAGCUUUUAUCUCUGAUCUAAACAAAUUCAGUUGCACUUACCAAACACAACCCAACAUAUCAGGUCCAUUUUUCCUGCACAACAACAACAGUAACUGAAAUGUUGGGUAGAUCAUAUCAUGUCACUUAACAAAAACCCAUCAUCUCAAAAUCUCCCAUCAGCUAAGUUCGAGAAACCCAGUUGAGAAAACAAAAGUUUGAGUGAAGUUGUUGUCAGAAAGUGUAUAGUUGAAAUUCGAAACGUAGCAUGAGAGAGUACAAUUACAAUUACAAUAUGCAUCAGAGGUUUGAGUGGUGUUAUUUCUUGCCAAGGUCGGGGCUUUAUCGUCACUUCGCAGACAUGAUCUGGCGGCCAUUUACGAAGGCUCCUGCCCGAUCCUCUGCUUUCUUCAUCUUCCUCUUCUUCCUGAUCGCCGGCGCGUUUGUCUUCACGCGCGUGCUCUACACCACUGGUAUAGCUGACAAUUCGGCACCAAAAUCAAAACUAACUACUAUAACAUCCCACGUAUACCCUCAAAGAAUCCCCAAAAUUCCUAAAAAGCCCUUAGAGCCAAUUGCGAUCCCACUAAACUGUACAGCUUACAGCCUCACACGAACCUGCCCUUCAAACUACCCAACCACGUUCAACACAGAAGAAGAUCCUGACCGUCCAUUACCACCCACGUGUCCCGAGUACUUCCGUUGGAUCCACGAAGAUCUACGGCCCUGGGCCCACACUGGGAUCACGAGGGACAUGUUGGAAAGGGCUAAAGCGACAGCAAAUUUCAGGCUGGUGAUAGUGAAGGGCAAGGCUUACGUGGAGAGAUUUCAUAGGGCGUUUCAGACUAGAGACGUUUUUACGCUGUGGGGGAUCCUACAGUUACUGCGGAGGUACCCUGGGAAAAUUCCUGACUUGGAGCUGAUGUUUGAUUGCGUUGACUGGCCAGUCAUCAAAACGAAGGACUAUCAAGGGCCCAAUUCCACAAACCCACCUCCGCUGUUUCGGUACUGUGGGGAUGACGAUACACUGGAUAUUGUUUUCCCUGAUUGGUCCUUUUGGGGAUGGGCUGAGGUCAAUAUAAAGCCUUGGAAACAUUUGUUGAAUGAUCUAAAAGAAGGCAACAAGAGGAUGGGAUGGAUGGCAAGGGAACCUUAUGCUUACUGGAAGGGUAAUCCAUCGGUUGCUCUAAUCAGGCAAGAACUCAUGAAAUGUAAUGUCUCUGACAAUCAAGACUGGAAUGCUCGUGUAUAUGCUCAGGAUUGGAUCCGAGAAUCACAGGAAGGAUACAAACAGUCAGAUUUGGCUAGCCAAUGCAAUUAUAGGUAUAAGAUUUAUAUCGAAGGCUCUGCCUGGUCUGUCAGUGAAAAAUACAUUCUUGCUUGUGAUUCUGUUAGCUUACUUGUGAAGCCCCACUACUAUGAUUUCUUCACAAGAGGUUUGAUGCCAGUGCACCACUACUGGCCUGUAAGGAAUGAUGACAAAUGCAAAUCUAUAAAGUUCGCAGUUGACUGGGGCAACAGCCAUAAGCAAAAGGCACAAGGAAUGGGAAAGGCAGCAAGUGAAUUCAUUCAAGAAGACUUGAAGAUGGAAUAUGUAUAUGAUUACAUGUUUCAUCUUUUAAAUGAGUAUGCUAAGCUCUUAACAUUCAAGCCCAUUAGACCCAGAAAAGCUGUUGAAGUCUGUGCAGAGACAAUGGCUUGUCCAGCAGCAGGAGUGCAGAAGAAAUUUUUUAUGGAAUCCAUGGAAAAUGGUCCCACGUACACUAGCCCAUGCACUAUGCCUCAUCCAUAUGAUCCUCCAUCUCUUCAUGCAUUUCUGCAGAGAAAGGAAAAUUCAAUAAAACAAGUGGAAUUGUGGGAGAAGAAUUUUUGGGAAAAUCAAAAUAAGCUGAUAUAGGAGGUUUCUUUUUCUAUUCUUAUUUAUACACAUUAAUGUAUAUUUUUUUUAGGAGUAAGUCACAGCUCAAUUAUUUACUCAUAUAUGUCCCAUUUUGGAUGGUGUUUACAGAAGGAAAAAAAAAAAAAAAAUCCACAAAAUAAAUGUAUCACUA